Osmia bicornis bicornis is the source of this 718-nucleotide messenger RNA. It is a transcript of the gene Gnpnat, whose product is annotated as probable glucosamine 6-phosphate N-acetyltransferase. The transcript is spliced from 5 exons. Gene Ontology annotation, biological process: UDP-N-acetylglucosamine biosynthetic process. The record is from RefSeq and is a predicted model, not a curated record. Bases 128 to 697 code for a protein of 189 amino acids. Gene Ontology annotation, cellular component: endoplasmic reticulum; Golgi apparatus; endoplasmic reticulum-Golgi intermediate compartment. Gene Ontology annotation, molecular function: glucosamine 6-phosphate N-acetyltransferase activity; monosaccharide binding. Lineage: Eukaryota; Metazoa; Arthropoda; Insecta; Hymenoptera; Megachilidae.
CAAAGUGAUAAGUUGACAUAGGCAUAUGUAGUAUCCUUGUCUACACUUGCGGGUCUGAACAAACAAGGAAGAUAAAGUAUCUAUUGAAUAAAAUUAAUAAAAACAUUUGAACCUGUACACGACUACCAUGAGUUCCAUAGAGGAAAAAUCUUUUGGAGAUGCAGAUAUUGAGCUGUUUAAUUCAAACGUGUUGGAACGACUGUCUUUGUCACACGUCGAAGGUUGUAUAAUUAGAUCUUUAAGAUCUGGUGAUUAUGAUAGAGGUUUUCUUCAACUGUUAGCUCAAUUGACUGAAGUUGGAAAUAUUAGUAAAGAACAAUUUUUAAACCGUUUUCACCUGAUGAAAAAUGCUGGUAGCUAUCAUAUCAUUGUAAUAGAAGAUACAAGCAGUGGAAAGAUUAUAGCAACUGCAACAUUAGUUGUAGAGCAAAAAUUCAUUCAUAACUGUGCAUUGAGAGGGCGUUUAGAAGACGUAGUAGUAAACAAUAAAUAUAGAGGUAAGCAUUUGGGAAAACUAGUAAUUAAUGUCAUAUUACAGUUAGCACUUUAUUUACGGUGUUAUAAAUUGUCAUUGGACUGUAAAGACAAUCUUAUACCUUUCUAUGAAAGUUUAGGUUUUAAAAGAGAACCUAAUAAUGCUAACUACCUCAACAUGAGAUUCCAUACUGGGAAUGCUACAGAGCAAUCUCAUUUAUGACAAUAAAAAGAGAAUAUUUCA